AUGGCUCCCAAAAAGAAGGAACAACAGCAGAAAAUGUCCCUCGGGGACUUUCUGACUGACUCAGGCUUCGGUGGAGGCUCUUGGGCCGACGAGGUUGAAGAGACCUAUGUUACCGGCACCCAGCCGCUGCCGCCCAGCGAUAGGCCUCGCCCCAUGGGUGGCAUGUCGUCCUGGCAGGACCGAGCAUACGCUCCCCGCGAUUUUGGCCCCCAGCCUAUCCCCGACAAGCCACCUUACACUGCUCACCUUGGCAAUCUCUCCUAUGACGCCACGAUGGAAACCGUGGAGGAAUUUUUUGAGGGUUGCGAUGUUGCCAGCGUCCGAAUCAUUGAGGACCGCGAGAUGAUGCGCCCCAAGGGCUUCGGCUAUGUCGAGUUUGCUAACGUGGACGGACUUAAGAAGGCCCUCGACCUCGAUGGGCAGUCUUUCCAGGGAAGAAUGAUCAAGAUCAAGGUGGCCGAUCCUCCCCGCGGAGGCGACGGGCGAAUGGACUCUUCCCGCGACCUGACCGACUGGACCCGCAAGGGCCCGCUUCCCGACCUUCCUGGCCAGAGAUCCAGCCGCCAGCCGUCUGAUUUUGGACCCCUGUCUCCGCUGGCCCAGCAGGAGUUUGCACCCCGGCCUCGCGACGACAGCCGCCCCCGUCCUGCCCCGGAGGGGCUCGGCGAACGCAGCGAAUCGUUCCGCGGCAAUCGACCAGGGCCCCCCGCUUGGGGCGAGGGCCGGCAAGAGGGCUCUCGCCCACCCCGCCGAGAUCAGCCCGAGCGCGUUGUCACUGCAGCCGAGAAGGACACGCAGUGGCGAGAUCGGAUGCGCCCCGAUGCGCCAGUCAAGUCGUCGCCGCCAUCCCGCGAGGGCAGCGAAGCCCCGUCAUCCCCCUCUAUGCCGUCGGCUGUUGCCGCCGUCGGCCCAGCCGUGCGCCCGCGCCUGAACCUGCAAAAGCGGACCGUGUCGGAGGUCACAGAGUCCGUGAUCACUCCCACGGGCAGCGGCGACACCAAGGCGAGCCCGUUUGGCGCCGCCCGCCCCAUCGACACGGCCACCAAGGAAAAGGAGAUUGAGGAGAAGAGACAGCAGAGCGUCCGAGAGAAGCGCGAGGCUGAGGAGAAGGCCAAGGAAGAGCGACGCGUGGCCAAGCAGGCGGCGGCGGCCAAGGCCGAGGCCGACGCUCAGGAACAGAGUGCCAAGGAACUGGAAGAGAAGGCGGCGGCCGAGAAGGCUGCGGCCGAGGCCAAGGCGGACAGCGCGCAAGCAGAGAAGCAGAACGGAGAGUCGGCGGAGCAAAAGGUGCCGAUCCGGAGCCAGGAGCCCCGCGAGCCCAAGGACCAAGUGGCAAACCCCAAGUCGAGAGCGGCCGAGGCCGGCAGCUGGAGCGGACCACGGGGCGGCCGGGGCGGCGGGGCCCCACGCGGCGCCCGUGUCGAGGGUCGUGGGGGCCGCACCAACGGCUCGCCGACGCAGCCGGCGGCUCCGGCGGGCGAGUCGCCGGUCGAGUCCCCGAACUCGCCAGACGAGGAUGGCUGGACGACGGUGCCCAACAAAAAGGGCCGCCAAGGCCGCCCCGUGGCGUCGUGA
Molecule: messenger RNA, 1575 nt
Organism: Hirsutella rhossiliensis
Lineage: Eukaryota; Fungi; Ascomycota; Sordariomycetes; Hypocreales; Ophiocordycipitaceae
Product: RNA recognition motif domain-containing protein
Exons: 9
Coding region: 1-1575 (524 amino acids)
Molecular function (GO): RNA binding
Source: RefSeq, a predicted model, not a curated record